Messenger RNA from Peromyscus californicus insignis, 1254 nucleotides. RefSeq names its product alanine--glyoxylate aminotransferase (gene Agxt). The record is from RefSeq and is a predicted model, not a curated record. The transcript has 11 exons. Gene Ontology annotation, cellular component: peroxisome. Gene Ontology annotation, molecular function: L-serine:pyruvate transaminase activity; L-alanine:glyoxylate transaminase activity. The coding region runs from base 10 to 1254 and encodes 414 amino acids. Lineage: Eukaryota; Metazoa; Chordata; Mammalia; Rodentia; Cricetidae.
AGUUGGGAAAUGUUCUGGAUGUUGACCAAGACCAGUGUGACGCUGGGCACCAGAGCAGCAGGUUGGGUACGGACCAUGGGCUCCCACCAGCUGCUGGUGCCACCACCAGAGGCCCUGAGCAAGCCCCUGUCAGUUCCUAAGCGGCUCCUGUUGGGACCAGGGCCGUCCAACCUGACUCCAAGAGUGCUGGCGGCCGGAGGGCUGAGGAUGAUUGGCCACAUGCAAAAAGAGAUGUUUCAGAUCAUGGAUGAGAUCAAGCAAGGCAUCCAGUACGUGUUCCAGACCAGGAACCCCCUCACGCUGGUUGUCAGCGGCUCUGGACACUGUGCCAUGGAGACUGCCCUGUUCAACCUCCUAGAGCCUGGGGACUCCUUUCUAGUUGGAGCCAAUGGCAUCUGGGGGAUGCGGGCUGCUGAGAUUGCUGAGCGCAUUGGAGCCCAUGUGCACCAGAUGAUCAAGGACCCUGGAGAACACUACACAUUGCAGGAGGUGGAGGAGGGCCUGGCCCGGCACAAACCAGUACUGCUGUUCCUGACCCACGGGGAGUCAUCUACUGGUGUGGUGCAACCCCUAGAUGGCUUUGGGGAGCUCUGCCACAGGUACCAGUGCCUAUUCCUGGUGGACUCUGUGGCAUCACUGGGCGGGGUCCCCAUCUACAUGGACCAGCAAGGCAUUGACGUCUUGUACUCGGGCUCCCAGAAGGUCCUGAACGCCCCACCAGGGAUCUCCCUCAUCUCCUUCAGUGACAAGGCCAAACACAAGGUCUACACUCGGCGGACAAAGCCCGUCUCCUUCUACACAGACAUCACGUACUUGGCCAAGCUGUGGGGCUGUGAGGGCAAGACCAGAGUAAUUCACCAUACCACGCCGGUCACCAGCUUAUACUGCCUGAGGGAGAGCCUGGCGCUCAUUUCAGAGCAGGGCCUGGAGAAUUCCUGGCAGCGGCACAGGGAGGCUACAGCAUAUCUGCACAAACGCCUGCAAGAGCUGGGCCUGCAGCUCUUUGUGAAGGACCCGGCAAUCCGGCUACCCACCAUCACCACCGUGACUGUGCCUGCUGGUUACAACUGGAGGGACAUCGUCAGCUACGUGCUGGACCACUUCCACAUUGAAAUCUCUGGUGGCCUUGGGCCCUCUGAGGAGAAGGUGCUGCGGAUUGGCCUGCUGGGCUACAAUGCCACCAUGGAGAACGUGGACCGCCUGGCCCAGGCCCUGAGGGAGGCCCUGCAACGUUGUCCUAAGAACAAGCUGUGA